Messenger RNA from Fomitopsis serialis, 1427 nucleotides. RefSeq lists its product as uncharacterized. The coding region runs from base 120 to 1169 and encodes 349 amino acids. The transcript has 7 exons. The record is from RefSeq and is a predicted model, not a curated record. NCBI's taxonomy places the organism in Eukaryota, Fungi, Basidiomycota, Agaricomycetes, Polyporales, Fomitopsidaceae.
GUUUCAUACCUCCUCGUUCACAUCGUCAAUAUCUCAUUGCUAACUGCGUGUCCAAUCAAGGCCCUUUGGCACCAUCGCGUUGUGUCCACUAUUUCGCCACUCGCCGGACUCCGUUCACAAUGAGGCAUCGAGACUGUGAAAUACUCAUUACAUGCGACGGCAAGGCGCUCGACGAGUACAAUGUCGAAGCGGAGGAUAACGUCAUCGAGUGUUAUGUAGCGAGCGAAUCUGGUCAGACAUUUGAGAUCAAGUGUAGCAACCAUUCCUCGGCGUUUUUGGUGAUGCGUACUGCCGUCGACGGUCGACCAUUCCCUCGGCCGAAGUCCACGAAUGCGGGUGAUACUAACGUUACUCUGCGGUGCGAACAUGGUGUUGACAAGUCCGAGAGACUGAUGUUCGAGAGACUCUGCAUCACAGAUGACGAUGCUGCUGCGAAAGUUUUGAGCCAUGGUGAUCACCUCGGUCUAAUUGAGGUCUGCGUUGCUCGUGCGAUACGGAAGGAGGACCGACCUUGGAAAGCUUCGUCGAUCACGGCGCGGAAUAUCGGACCCAUUCAUGAGACUGCCAAAAAAGGUGGAAUGCACUGUGUCUCCUUUGGAGACACGCAGCCAUACCCAAUACGCAAGACAAUAGUUGACGUCACGUAUAUAGACAAGUGGACCGCGCCAUACAUCACUUUCAAGUUCCGCUAUAGACCUCAUGCGAUUCUUCAGGCACAAGGUAUCGUGGAAGCAAUCCAGCCUCCACGCAGUGGCCCGUCUGGCUCCUCAUCACGCGCACGAGAUACCCCAUCGCCAGCGCCACCUCAGGCGGCCAGUUCAGUUUCGCGGCGUGAACGACAAGAUGAUGCUUCGCAGUCGGAGCCACCUCGCAAACGACUUCGUCGGGAUGGCACUUCAUCGUCUUCGGAGUCGGGUUCCCGCAUGGAAGAUCUUCUAAGGGCAGAUGAUACAGAGGACGCAAAGCCGCUCAGAACCAAGGGUGAGGACGACGAUGGUGCAGAAAGUCUCAAUGCACUCGAGGCUCAAAUGGAGGCCUUACGGCAGAAGAUUGACCGAGCCAGAGCGCAGAACGGUCAAGGUAGCCAAUUUCGCGUCGUCAAGAGGGAACCAUCUCCCAUUCUCGUCGGUCAUUUCAACGGCGGCAUCAUAGACUUAACGGAAGACUGAGAUCUUGGGCGUACCCCGCGAAGCAGUCUGCUCACGCGACGGGGGCGCCUGGUCCUACUCGAACGUCGGACUCGUCUCGUAACUUACUUGAGCUUAAUAGAUUCUACGAAGAUACGUUCCGUGCCCUUGUACACCUCCUGUACAUCUACUAUCGUCCGAGUCUAACUCGAUGAGGGUGUUGCUAGCGAGUUCGAGUAUGGCAAGGUAUGUUUGUGCAGAGCGAAGUCAUGAUUUUCGAUAAACCUUUCGGAUAACAUU